UCUUCAAGCUGAAAUUUAUAUCUGAUGAUAUCUUGAAACAUGUUUUUCGAUUCGAUUGGUCCUGAUGUAACUAGAGCAUUAUUACAUUUGUAUUUCAUCACAUUUCCUUAUGUUCCAUAUCAACCCGAAGUAUCUAACUAUUUUGAUGAAGAAUAUGAUUAUAUUAUUGUUGGAGGCGGGUCUGCCGGUUCCGUUCUCGCCUCUCGUCUCUCUGAAGAUCCUUGUGUGAAGAUCCUAUUACUGGAAGCCGGUGGUGACGUAGAUUCCCUUACAGAAAUACCAGUGGCUGCUUUUCUAACCCAGUUGACGGAUAAUGAUUGGAAGUACUUAUCGGCACCGCAGAUAAACGCCGGAGGCGGAUAUCCAACCAGGCGAUUCCCAGUGCCUAGAGGAAAAGGUCUAGGAGGUUCUAGCCUUUUAAACUGCAUGUUGUAUGUGAGGGGUUGUAAGGCAGAUUAUGAUAAUUGGGCUCAAAAUGGAGCAACGGGCUGGUCAUGGGAUGAUGUCUAUCCAUAUUUCCUGAAAGCAGAAAAUAAUACUGACCCAGAAAUUGCAAACAAUGGCUAUCAUUCGACAAGUGGUUACUUAACAGUGAGUACUCCCCCAGAAAACAAUGCUUUCAAAGACGCUAUUGCCGCAUCAGCUCAAGAAGUGGGUUACGAAUACAGAGAUAUCAAUGGAGAAAGACAUACAGGGUUCGCAAAAGUUCAGGGAACUAUAAGAGAUGGCAGAAGAUGUAGUACAGCUAAAGCGUACCUUGUACCUGCAGAAAACAGAGAUAAUCUGCACAUUGUCAACGAAGCUUUUGUUCUAAAAGUUCUUAUCAAUAAAAAUAAAGAAGCUUAUGGAGUCAGGUUUAAAAAAGAUGGCGAUGUUUAUGAUAUAAGAGCCCGAAAAGAAGUUAUUAUGAGUGCUGGAUCCAUCAAUUCACCACAAAUACUUAUGCUUUCAGGAAUUGGACCAAGAGCACAUUUGGAGAAUUUGGGAAUUAAAGUUAUUGCCGAUCUUCCUGUUGGUAAUAAUUUACAUGAUCAUGUUGGAAAUAUAAUGUUGAACUUCGAAGCCGAACACGCAAAGCCUACCUUCCUAAGGAGGGCUAUGUCACCCAGCAACCUGUUCGCAUAUAGAUUUAAGGAAACAGGCGCGGACAUCAGUCUUUCUGGCGUUGAAGGAAUGGCUUUCUUGAAUACCAAGUAUAAUGAAGAGUCCAAUUUGGAUUGGCCAGAUGUACAAAUUCAUUUCGUUUCUGGUUCACCAGCAACUGACUUCACUCAAAGCUUUAAAGAAAGCGUUGGAAUGCCUGAAGAGGUAUACGAGAAAGUAUACGUACCUUACCUUGGAAAGAAUACUUUCACCUUCUUCCCUGUUCUUCUGAGACCUAAAAGUAGAGGAACUCUUCGACUAAAUUCAACUAAUCCAGAUGAAUAUCCUCUGAUUGAUUUCAAUCUUUUUGAUGACGAAAGCGACUUGGAUAAAGUAGUUGACGUUAUGAAGCAAUGCAUAAACCUCGUAACAAAUACAAAUGCUUUUAAGAAAAUCGGAGCCAAGAUGUUCACGAUUAAAGCACCUGCUUGUGAGGAGCACGAAAUUUAUUCUGAUGAGUACCUCAGAUGUGUCGCCAGGAAUUACCCUUUCAACAUUUACCAUCCUUCUGGUACUUGCAAAAUGGGCGCUGCUGGUGAUGAUACAACUGUCGUGGAUCCUCAGUUAAAGGUAAAGGGCAUCAAGAAUCUUCGCGUUAUAGACGCAUCUGUUUUGCCAAAUAUUCCUACAGGAAAUACGAAUGCUCCGGUCAUCAUGAUAGCUGAAAAGGCAUCUGAUAUGAUCAAGAAUGAUAAUCCUGACAGGACGAGAUGUUUCCGGGGAGACGAUGCCAGAAUAAAGAGGAAUCGAUGGAAGAGAAAAUAGUCUUAUGAAACUGUUUUAAAAUUUUUGACAGAAAAAUAAAUACAGUUCAAAGCAAUAAAUC
Molecule: messenger RNA, 1969 nt
Organism: Argiope bruennichi
Lineage: Eukaryota; Metazoa; Arthropoda; Arachnida; Araneae; Araneidae
Product: L-sorbose 1-dehydrogenase-like
Exons: 11
Coding region: 40-1908 (622 amino acids)
Molecular function (GO): oxidoreductase activity, acting on CH-OH group of donors; flavin adenine dinucleotide binding
Source: RefSeq, a predicted model, not a curated record